Messenger RNA from Monoraphidium neglectum, 852 nucleotides. Its product is annotated as glycerol-3-phosphate O-acyltransferase3/4. Gene Ontology annotation, molecular function: glycerol-3-phosphate O-acyltransferase activity. The record is from RefSeq and is a predicted model, not a curated record. Bases 1 to 852 code for a protein of 283 amino acids. Lineage: Eukaryota; Viridiplantae; Chlorophyta; Chlorophyceae; Sphaeropleales; Selenastraceae. The transcript is spliced from 6 exons. Gene Ontology annotation, cellular component: endoplasmic reticulum. Gene Ontology annotation, biological process: triglyceride biosynthetic process.
AUGCCGAGCCAGGGCAGUCAGGCCGGGGCAGCGGCCACCUCAGAUGGAGGAGCUGGUGGAGGACGCCAGCUGCAGUCGUUCUCCUCCUUCCUCCCGGGCCUGACCAUGCCCGCCGGCACACACCACGCGGCCGCGGCCGCGGCGUCUGAGCUGGGGGACUUGACUGACAGGGAGGUGGAGCAGGCUUACGUGCAGGCGGAGGAGGAGCGCCUGCAGGCCCACAGCCACAGCCUGCUGACUGACAUGCUGUCCAUAGAGAGCGUCCUCAUGGAUGCGGCCUCAGCCGUGGUGGACGACUCAUUCAAUAAGUGCUUCACCAGCUCCCCCUCUGACAACUGGAACUGGAACCUCUACCUCUUCCCGAUGUGGCUGCUGGGCGUCUUUUUCCGCUACGCCAUCCUGUUCCCCCUCCGCCUGGCGGGCCUGAUGGGCACGUUUGGCGUCUUCUUCGCGCUCUUCUUCAGCGUCAAGGCCUUCUGGCCGGCCGGGCGCAACAAGCUCGCGCUGGAGCAGCGGCUGAUCAGGUUCAUGUGCGGCGGGUUCGUGGCGUCGUGGACGGGGGUCAUCCGCUUCCACGGGCCGCGGCCGACGCGCGGGCCGGGCAGGGUGUGGGUUGCCAACCACACGUCGAUGAUCGAUUACAUAAUCCUGUCCAGCUACAGCGCGUUUGCCGUCAUCAUGCAGCUGCAUGGCGGCUGGGUGGGGUUCCUGCAGACGAAGUGCCUCGACUCCCUGGGCUGCCUCUGGUUCAACAGGACGGAGGUGAAGGACCGUCACCUGGUGGCGCAGCGCAUGCGCGCGCACAUCCACGCGGACGCCACGCCCCUGCUCAUCUUCCCAGAGGGCACGUGA